CGCUCCUGAAUCUGAAGAGCUCCGACAGUCACAAAGGAGACCUGCUGGAUCUCAGAGACCAGGACCAAGAGCGGGAUGGAGGAGGACAACCAGGACCCGGAGCCCCGGAGCAACAACGUCCCCGGAGGACAAACAGCAGGCUCGAGCUCUGAUAGCACCGAUGUUCAGAAACAGAGAGGAAGAGACGGACUCAAACGUUACCACUGUCAACACUGUGAAAAAUCCUUCACAAGAUCUGGAUCUUUAAAGAUUCAUCAGAGACUUCACACUGGACAGAAACCGUACAGCUGUGACCAGUGUGGGAAAACUUUCACUAGAUCAGAUGACCUGAAAAUACACCAACAUGUUCACACUGGAGAGAAACCUUACUGGUGUGACCAAUGUGGGAAGACUUACACUAAAUUAAAUAAACUGAUAAUCCACCAACGUGUUCACACUGGAGAGAAUCCAUACAGCUGUGACCAGUGUGAGAAAGCUUUCACCUCAUCAGAUAAACUGAAACUCCACCAACGUGUUCACACUGGAGAGAAACCUUACUGUUGUGACCAGUGUGGGAAAGCUUUCACUAUAUCAGGUGGACUUAGAAAACAUCAACGCAUUCACACUGGAGAGAAACCGUACCACUGUGACCAGUGUGGGAAAGCUUUCACUUGCUCAGGUAUACUAAAAGUUCACCAACGUGUUCACACUGGAGAGAAACCUUACUGGUGUGACCAGUGUGGGAAGGCUUUCGCUACAGCAGGUGGACUUCAAAAACAUCAACGAAUUCACACCGGAGAGAAACCGUACCACUGUAACGAAUGUGGGAAAGCUUUCACUACCUCAGGUGUACUACAAGUCCACCAACGUGUUCACACUGGGGUGAAACCUUACUGGUGUGAACAAUGUGGGAAAGCUUUUACUACAUCGGGUGACCUAAAAAUCCACGAACGUGUUCACACUGGCUUGAAACCUUACUGUUGUGACCAAUGUGGGAAAGCUUUUUCUCAGAGAGGUUCCCUUAAACGCCACAAAUGCAGUCACACUGCUUCGUCAGCUCCGACAGUCACAGAGGAGACCUGCAGGAUCUCAGAGGCCAGGACCAAGAGCGGGAUGGAGGAGGACAACCAGGACCCGGAGCCCCGGAGCAACAACGUCCCCGGAGGACAAACAGCAGGCUCGAGCUCUGAUAGCACCGAUGUUCAGAAACAGAGAGGAAGAGAUGGACUCAAACGUCACCGCUGUCAGCACUGUAACAAAUUCUUCGCAAGAUCUGGAUCUUUAAAGAUUCAUCAGAGAGUUCACACUGGAGAGAAACCGUACAGCUGUGACCAGUGUGGGAAAACUUUCAAUAUAUCAGGUAACUUACUAAGACACAGACGUGUUCAUACUAGAGAGAAACCAUUCAGGUGUGACCAAUGUGGGAAAUCGUGCACUACGUCAUGCGACCUAGUGAAGCAUAGACGUGUUCACACUGGGGAGAAACCGUACAGCUGUGACCAAUGUGAGAAAGCGUUCGCGUUGUCUGGUAACUUAAAAACCCACAAACGUAGUCACACUGGAGAGAAACCGUACAGGUGUGAACAGUGUGGGAAAACUUUCUCUACUUCAAAUAGAUUAAAAGUUCAUACACGCAUUCACACAGGAGAGAAACCAUACGUGUGUGAACAAUGUGGGAAAGCUUUCACUACAUCAAGUUACCUGGAUAAGCACCGACAGGUUCACACGGGACAGAAACUGUACUGGUGUGAUGAAUGUGGGACGUUGUUGGCAUGGAGUAGUUCCCUGAAAGCUCACCAACGCAGACAUGCUGCCUCACUUUCUCUAGUCGUCAAACACAAUGAGGGCUCUCCGCCCACCCUCACUCCUCUGCAGGAGGGAGGGCCCUGGAAGACAUGGAGAGCUCCGACAGUCCCAGAGGAGACCUGCUGGAUCUCAGAGACCAGGACCAAGAGCGGGAUGGAGGAGGACAACCAGGACCCGGAGCCCCGGAGCAACAACGUCCCCGGAGGACAAACAGCAGGCUCGAGCUCUGAUAGCACCGAUGUUCAGAAACGCAGCAGAAAAGAGGGACUCAAACAUCACCAAUGUCAGUACUGUGACAAAUCCUUCAAAACAUCUGGAUCUUUAAAAAUUCAUGAGAGAGUUCACACUGGAGAGAAACCGUACAGCUGUGACCUAUGUGGGAGAGCUUUCACUCAGUCGUUUCACCUUAAAAUCCACAAACGUGUUCACACUGGAGAGAAGCCGUACAUUUGUGACCAGUGUGGGAAAGCUUUCUCUAAUUUGGUUAAACAAAAAAUCCACAAACGUGUUCACACUGGAGAGAAACCAUACAGCUGUGACCAGUGCAGGAAAGCUUUCUAUACAUCAAGUGACCUACAAAGGCACCAACGUGUUCACAGUGGAGAGAAACCGUACAGCUGUGACCAGUGUGGGAGAUGUUUUUCUCAAUCCGGUUCCCUUGAAACCCACCAACGUGUUCACACUGGAGAGAAACCGUACUGGUGUGACCAAUGUGCGAAAGCUUUCUCUACAUCAAGUUCCCUAGAAAUUCACAGACGUAUUCACACCGGAGAGAAACCGUACUGGUGUGAACAAUGUGGGAAAAUGUUUGCACGAAGUAGUAACCUUAAAGUCCACCAACGCAUUCACGGCGGACUCAAACGUCACAGCUGUCAGCACUGUGACAAAUCCUUCACAACAUCUGGAUCUUUAAAGAUUCAUCAGAGACUUCACACUGGAGAGAAACCGUACAACUGUGACCAGUGUGGGAAAACUUUCACUACAUCAGGUGAACUAAAGAAACACCAACGAGUUCACACUGGAGAGAAACCGUACAGCUGUGACCAGUGUGGGAAAGCUUUCACGUCAUCAGGUGAACUAAAGAAACAUCGACGAGUUCACACUGGAGAGAAACCAUACAGCUGUGACCAAUGUGGGAAAGCCUUCAGUAAAUCAGGUGACUUAAAAGUCCACAGACGUGUUCACACUGGAGAGAAACCAUUCAACUGUGAUCAAUGUGGGAAUGCUUUCACCACAUCAGGAAAACUAAAACUCCAUCAACGUGUUCACACUGGAGAGAAGCCGUACAGCUGUGAUCAAUGUGGUAAAGCUUUCUGUAAACCAGGUGACCUAAAAGUCCACAAACGUGUUCACACUGGAGAGAAACCAUUCAGCUGUGAUCAAUGUGGGAAUGCUUUCAUUACAUCAGGACAAUUAAAAAUCCACCUACGUGUUCACACUGGAGAGAAACCGUACCACUGUGACCACUGUGAGAAAGCCUUUGCUCAAUCACAUCACCUAGAAAGCCACCGGCGUGUUCACACUGGACAGAAGCCAUACGGGUGUGACCAAUGUGAGAAAGCGUUCCCUACAUUAGGUGAACUAGUAAAGCACAGACGUGUUCACACUGGAGAGAAACCUUAUUGGUGUGAACAAUGUGAAAAAACCUUUGCUCAGAGUAGUCACCUUAAACACCACAAACUUCGUUUUGAACAUUUUUAACAGCCAAGCGAGCCGUUUCCUCUGCCCUGAUAGCUGUGUUGUCUAAUCUUUUCUACAAACUGAGAAACAGACAGUAACAUUAUAUUCUGCGCAGAAUGUUUGUUAUUGUGGCUACAAUUACAUACUGGCUCCUGUUAGUUGUUCCUUGGCAAUUUCCAAGCACGAAUCGACAACUGGAGAAAGAUCAAGAAGCACAUUCACAUCUGACACCAGAGAGCAUCUGUCAACAGAGACAGAGGUUCUCUACCCAAAUACAACCACCUGUUCUCAUGUGACUGUCCCGGACUAGAGUCAUGUGAUGACAAACUAAGGAAGUUCAGUUUUCUUAAAGGGGACCUAUAAUGCUUUUUCAUAUUUUCUAGCAUUUCUACAAUGUUACAAUGUCAGAUGUUCAUAUUAAACAGGACCAAAGCUUCAAAUAAUGAGGUGAAAGUAUUAAAAGGAAAUGCCUGUAAGCUAAAUCCUCAGAUAUCCCCCUGAUCCGAACGCUCUGUUUUGAACUGUUUUUUCUACUAAUGGCUCCGUAUGAUGUCAUACCGAGCCAGAUUUCCAAAUAUGGUAAUUUGCUCCAGGCAGAGAAUGCUGGCCACGCCCACAAAGGAACAUGCAGACCUAUCCCUGCAGCAACCUGGUAAACACAUUAGACAAUGGCCAAUCGGAAGACAGUGGGCUUUGGGGAGGGCUGGGUCUCAAAGAAACAGCUUGUCUCAGACAGAUACUGAGUCACAGAACUGCAAUAUGGGGCUGGAAAUGCAGUAUAACAGGCCAUGGUCCAAAGGUCCAACAUCGAGGUAAUAUGUGUGGCUUGAGUUAAGACUCAUUUAUUACAGAUGUGUUCCCCAAGGUCAAGAAUGAAACUCCACUCCUGAUGAAAUAUUGUUUCUGUGAGCUUCAUACAUAUUUUCUUGUUAUUGUGUUAUAGUUGAACAUAUUUAAUCUUUAUUUUGUCUGUAUUUACGAUUUGUCCUCUUUUGUUUAUACAGUUGUGUCAAUACUUUUCCUGUUAUACAAACAUCCUGACAAAGUUUUUCAGUAACUUCACAUAUUCCUCUCCAGAUUAUUUUAGAUGUGUUAACUGUAUACAGAGUAGUUAUGUAUUUCAAUCUGUUGUUAUUUUCUGGUGCUCAAUGUGGUUUUUAAUCUGUUCAGACUGCAAUCAACACCAAUUGUAGUCGAGGAGAGUUAAUGAUGGCGCCAGCUGAGGUGAAGACAUUUCAGCUCAAGUCUGAAAGUUUUUGCUUACAUGAAAAAGCAGUUUGAAUAACUUUAUUUAAUGAUUACGACGUUGUAGAGAAAGCUGAAGGACAGAACCAGAUGCGAGCAGCAGCUAACGGGACAGAAGUUCUGGAAGUGUAUUGACUCAUUUCCGUUUUCCGUUCCGUGCUUGUGUGUAUGUAGCGUGUUUUUUGCUCUAACUGAAUACCAGUUAAAUUUGUUACAUUCGUCAUUAGAGUGGCAAACCAUCCGCUAGACAUCGAUCUGGGUUUUAUGGGAAUAAAGAGUACUAAUGUGUGUGCAUUCUAAAA
This is a messenger RNA of Micropterus salmoides (largemouth bass), 5012 nucleotides long. RefSeq names its product zinc finger protein 721-like. Lineage: Eukaryota; Metazoa; Chordata; Actinopteri; Centrarchiformes; Centrarchidae. The transcript is spliced from 8 exons. The coding region runs from base 76 to 3486 and encodes 1136 amino acids. The record is from RefSeq and is a predicted model, not a curated record.